AGAAAAGCCUCAGCCGCAGCCGGCGAUGUGUGAAGUUCCCAGCACGCACUCAGCCCGGCUGCUCCUCACCCUCAAUUGUUGAUGAGCCUGGGCGCUCGUCAACACACGGGAGAGAUCCCAUUUUGCUUUCUGGGAGAAAGAGAUGAGAAAUGAGCUGCGGAAGGUAUUUGGCAAUGAGAAGACGGAAAGGCAGUUUCUUGCCAGCAGCUAAGUUGUAGAAUUGCUUCGGAGGCUACCCAGGGAGCGCGAUAGAAUUGACAAGAAAAGAACAGACACCGUUGCAGACCAAGGCAUGCCUGAUUGCACGAGUCGGAUCCCUGGGAUGCAGCUUCCACUCCUGCUCUAACUAUUUGUGACUGAAUAAAGGAAACGAGACUAGAAACACAAUCGCAAGUGGUGUUCCUAAAAGGAAAACACGUAUACUCCAAAAGGAGGAGAGGAACAACCCAGCUGGCGUGCACAUGUUUUUUUAAAGGAGAAUCCCUCAGACACUACAUGGAGUUGUGUGGAAAUGACAGAGAUUCAUGAAACACCUCCUCCAGGAAAGAAUGUCUUUCAUAGAUGGAGCUUUGCUUCUGGUUUGCACAGGACAGCGACAAUGUGGCAGAGCCACGCCUGCCCUUCCUGCUCCUUCCAGUGAUUCACAGAACAUCUGAACAGUGAUGCUUGCCUUGGAUUUUCAGAUUUUCAUCCUGAUACUUGUUUACUUUUCUGGGGCAGAAAAGCUUGCACUAAUUGCUCUCCAUGGUGGCUAAUUUUUUCAAGAGCUUGAUUUUACCUUACAUUCAUAAGCUUUGCAAAGGAAUGUUUACAAAGAAAUUGGGAAAUACAAACAAAAAAAAAGAGUAUCGUCAGCAGAGAAAGGAUCAAGACUUUCCUACUGCUGGCCAGACCAAAUCCCCCAAAUUUUCUUAUAACUUUAAAAGCACUGUAAAGAAGAUUGCAAAGUGUUCAUCUACUCACAACUUAUCCACUGAGGAAGACGAGGCUAGUAAAGAGUUUUCCCUCUCGCCAACAUUCAGUUACCGAGUAGCUAUUGCCAAUGGCCUACAAAAGAAUACUAAAGUAACGAACAGUGAUAAUGAGGAUCUGCUUCAAGAGCUGUCUUCAAUUGAGAGUUCCUACUCAGAAUCAUUAAAUGAACUAAGGAGUAGCACAGAAAACCAGGCAGAAUCAACACACACAAUGCCUGUUAGACGCAACAGAAAGAGUUCAAGCAGCCUUGCACCCUCUGAGGGCAGCUCUGAUGGUGAGCGUACUCUACACAGCCUAAAACUGGGGGCUUUGCGAAAACUGAGAAAAUGGAAAAAGAGUCAAGAGUGUGUCUCCUCAGACUCCGAGUUAAGCACCAUGAAAAAAUCCUGGGGAAUAAGAAGCAAGUCUUUGGACAGAACUAUCCGAAACCCAAAGACAAAUGCCCUGGAGCCAGGGUUCAGUUCCUCUGGCUGCAUUAGCCAAACACAUGAUGUCAUGGAAAUGAUCUUUAAGGAACUUCAGGGAAUAAGUCAGAUUGAAACAGAACUUUCUGAACUACGAGGGCAUGUCAAUGCUCUCAAGCAUUCCAUCGAUGAGAUCUCUAGCAGUGUGGAGGUUGUACAAAGUGAAAUUGAGCAGCUACGUACAGGGUUUGUCCAGUCCCGGAGGGAAACAAGAGACAUCCAUGAUUAUAUUAAGCACUUAGGUCAUAUGGGUAGCAAGGCAAGCCUGAGAUUUUUAAAUGUGCCUGAAGACAGAUUUGAAUAUGUUGAAAGUGUGGUGUACCAAAUUCUAAUAGAUAAAAUGGGUUUUUCAGAUGCACCAAAUGCUAUUAAAAUUGAAUUUGCUCAGAGGAUAGGACACCAGAGGGACUGUCCAAAUGCAAAGCCUCGACCCAUACUUGUGUACUUUGAAACCCCUCAGCAAAGGGAUUCUGUCUUAAAAAAAUCAUAUAAACUCAAAGGAACAGGCAUUGGAAUUUCAACAGAUAUUCUAACUCAUGACAUCAGAGAAAGAAAAGAGAAAGGGAUACCAUCCUCCCAGACAUAUGAGAGUAUGGAUAUGAAGUUGUCUACUCCAGAGCCAAAAAUCAAGAACAAUUGGCAGUCACCUGAUGACAGUGAUGAAGAUCUUGAAUCUGACCUCAAUAGAAACAGUUACGCUGUGCUUUCCAAGUCAGAGCUUCCAACAAAGGGAAGUACUUCCAAGCCAAGCUCAAAAUCACACAGUGCUAGAUCCAAGAAUAAAACUGCUAAUAGCAGCAGAAUUUCAAAUAAAUCAGAUUAUGAUAAAAUCUCCUCACAGUUGCCAGAAUCAGAUAUCUUGGAAAAGCAAACCACAACCCAUUAUGCAGAUGCAACACCUCUCUGGCACUCACAGAGUGAUUUUUUCACUGCUAAACUUAGUCGUUCUGAAUCAGAUUUUUCCAAAUUGUGUCAGUCUUACUCAGAGGAUUUUUCAGAAAAUCAGUUUUUCACUAGAACUAAUGGAAGCUCUCUCCUGUCAUCUUCGGACCGGGAGCUAUGGCAAAGGAAACAGGAAGGAACAGCGACCCUGUAUGACAGUCCCAAGGACCAGCAUUUGAAUGGAAGCGUUCAGGGUAUCCAAGGGCAGACUGAAAUUGAAAACACAGAAACUGUGGAUAGUGGAAUGAGUAAUGGCAUGGUGUGUGCAUCUGGAGACCGGAGUCAUUACAGUGAUUCUCAGCUCUCUUUACAUGAGGAUCUUUCUCCAUGGAAGGAAUGGAAUCAAGUAGAGCAAGGAGCUGAUUUAGGCUUGGAUUCAUCCACCCAGGAAGGUUUUGAUUAUGAAACAAAUAGUCUUUCUGACCAACAGCUGGGUGUUUACAAUAAAGACCUAGAAUACUUGGGAAAGUGCCACAGUGAUCUUCAAGAUGACUCAGAGAGCUACGACUUAACUCAAGAUGACAACUCUUCUCCAUGCCCUGGCUUGGAUAAUGAACCACAAGGCCAAUGGGUUGGCCAAUAUGAUUCUUAUCAGGGAGCUAAUUCUAAUGAGCUUUACCAAAAUCAAAACCAGUUGUCCGUGAUGUAUGGAAGUCAAAGUGAAUUGCAAAGUGAUGAUUCAGAGGAUGCCCCACCCAAAUCAUGGCAUAGUCGAUUAAGCAUUGACCUUUCUGAUAAGACUUUCAGCUUUCCAAAAUUUGGAUCUACACUGCAGAGGGCUAAAUCAGCCUUGGAAGUAGUAUGGAACAAAAGCACACAGAGUCUGAGUGGGUAUGAGGACAGUGGCUCUUCAUUAAUGGGGAGAUUUCGGACAUUAUCUCAAUCAACUGCAAAUGAGUCAAGUACCACACUUGACUCUGAUGUCUACACGGAGCCCUAUUACUAUAAAGCAGAGGAUGAGGAGGAUUAUACUGAACCAGUGGCUGAUAAUGAAACAGAUUAUGUUGAAGUGAUGGAACAAGUCCUUGCUAAACUAGAAAACAGGACUAGUAUUGCUGAAACAGAUGAACAAAUGCAAGAAUAUGAUCACCUUUUAUAUGAAACACCUUAUGAAACCCCACAAGAUGAGGGUUAUGAUGGUCCGGCAGAUGAUAUGGUUAGUGAAGAGGGAUUAGAACCCUUAAAUGAAACAUCAGCUGAGAUAGAAAUAAGAGAAGAUGAAAACCAAAACAUUCCUGAACAGCCAGUGGAGAUCACAAAGCCAAAGAGAAUUCGUCCUUCUUUCAAAGAAGCAGCUUUAAGGGCCUAUAAAAAACAAAUGGCAGAGUUGGAAGAGAGGAUCUUGGCUGGAGAUAGCAGUUCUGUGGAUGAAAAGGCUCGAAUAGUAAGCGGCAAUGAUGUGGAUGCUUCCAAAUUCUCUGCACUCCAGGUGUGUGGUGGGGCAGGAGGUGGACUUUACGGUAUUGACAGCAUGCCAGAUCUCCGCAGAAAAAAAACUUUGCCUAUUGUCCGAGAUGUGACCCUGGCCGCCAGGAAAUCUGGACUUUCCCUGGCUAUGGUGAUUAGGACAUCCCUAAAUAAUGAGGAACUGAAAAUGCACGUCUUCAAGAAGACCUUGCAGGCAUUGAUCUACCCUAUGUCUUCUACCACCCCACACAAUUUUGAGGUCUGGACAGCUACCACGCCCACCUACUGUUAUGAGUGUGAAGGUCUCCUGUGGGGCAUUGCAAGGCAAGGCAUGAAGUGUCUGGAGUGUGGAGUGAAAUGCCACGAAAAGUGUCAGGACCUGCUAAACGCUGACUGCUUGCAGAGAGCAGCAGAAAAGAGUUCUAAACAUGGUGCUGAAGACAAGACUCAGACCAUUAUUACGGCAAUGAAAGAAAGAAUGAAGAUCAGGGAGAAAAACCGGCCGGAAGUGUUUGAAGUAAUCCAGGAAAUGUUUCAGAUUUCUAAAGAAGAUUUUGUGCAGUAUACAAAGGCGGCCAAACAGAGUGUACUGGAUGGGACAUCCAAGUGGUCUGCAAAGAUAACCAUUACAGUGGUUUCUGCACAAGGUCUACAGGCAAAAGAUAAAACAGGGUCUAGUGAUCCGUAUGUUACAGUUCAAGUUGGAAAGAACAAAAGAAGAACAAAAACCAUUUUUGGAAACUUGAAUCCAGUAUGGGAUGAGAAGUUUUAUUUUGAGUGUCAUAACUCCACAGAUCGAAUCAAAGUCAGAGUAUGGGAUGAAGAUGAUGAUAUUAAAUCCAGAGUCAAGCAACAUUUCAAAAAGGAGUCAGAUGAUUUUCUGGGACAAACAAUUGUAGAAGUGAGGACCUUGAGUGGAGAAAUGGAUGUCUGGUACAACUUAGAGAAAAGGACAGAUAAGUCAGCUGUAUCUGGGGCCAUACGAUUGAAAAUCAAUGUGGAGAUAAAAGGAGAAGAGAAGGUUGCUCCAUAUCAUAUUCAAUAUACCUGUUUACAUGAGAAUCUGUUCCAUUACUUGACUGAAGUGAAAUCUAAUGGUGGAGUGAAAAUCCCAGAAGUCAAAGGGGAUGAAGCCUGGAAGGUUUUCUUUGAUGAUGCUUCCCAGGAAAUAGUUGAUGAAUUUGCUAUGCGUUAUGGAAUUGAAUCCAUUUAUCAAGCUAUGACGCACUUUUCAUGUCUGUCUUCUAAAUACAUGUGCCCUGGUGUCCCUGCUGUCAUGAGCACCUUGCUGGCUAAUAUAAAUGCUUUUUAUGCUCACACAACAAUUUCAACAAAUGUGCAGGUUUCUGCUUCAGAUCGAUUUGCUGCUACCAACUUUGGUAGGGAAAAAUUCAUAAAACUACUGGACCAGUUGCAUAACUCUCUGAGGAUUGAUCUGUCAAAGUAUAGGGAAAACUUUCCUGCAAGCAAUACUGAAAGACUGCAAGACCUGAAAUCAACUGUUGACCUGUUAACAAGUAUCACCUUUUUUAGGAUGAAGGUUCUGGAGCUGCAAAGCCCCCCAAAAGCAAGCAUGGUGGUGAAAGACUGUGUAAGGGCUUGCCUGGAUUCUACAUACAAGUAUAUUUUUGACAAUUGCCAUGAACUCUACUCCCAGCUAAUAGACCCGAGUAAGAAACAGGACAUUCCUCGUGAAGAUCAGGGACCAACCACCAAGAAUUUGGAUUUUUGGCCCCAACUUAUUACACUGAUGGUCACUAUUAUUGAUGAGGAUAAAACUGCCUACACACCUGUCCUGAAUCAGUUUCCUCAAGAGCUGAACAUGGGAAAAAUAAGUGCUGAAAUUAUGUGGACUCUUUUUGCUCUGGACAUGAAAUAUGCAUUAGAAGAACAUGAAAAUCAGCGGUUAUGCAAGAGCACCGAUUAUAUGAACUUGCAUUUCAAAGUUAAAUGGUUUUAUAAUGAAUAUGUGCGUGAACUUCCCGCCUUCAAGGAUGCUGUUCCUGAAUACUCCUUGUGGUUUGAACCUUUUGUCAUGCAGUGGCUAGAUGAAAACGAAGAUGUGUCGAUGGAAUUCCUUCAUGGAGCACUGGGAAGAGACAAAAAAGAUGGAUUCCAGCAGACAUCUGAGCAUGCCCUCUUUUCUUGCUCCGUGGUCGACGUCUUUGCUCAGCUGAAUCAGAGCUUUGAGAUUAUUAAGAAACUGGAAUGCCCUAAUCCUGAAGCAUUAUCUCACUUAAUGAGAAGAUUUGCAAAGACUAUCAAUAAAGUGCUGCUCCAGUAUGCUGCAAUUGUAUCAAGUGAUUUCAGUUCAUAUUGUGAUAAGGAAAAUGUGCCCUGUAUCUUGAUGAACAAUAUUCAACAAUUGCGGGUCCAGCUGGAAAAAAUGUUUGAAUCCAUGGGAGGGAAAGAGCUAGAUUCUGAAGCUAGUACUAUUCUAAAAGAACUUCAGGUUAAGCUCAGUGGAGUCCUGGAUGAGCUCAGCAUCACUUACGGUGAAAGUUUCCAGGUUAUAAUUGAAGAGUGUAUAAAACAGAUGAGUUUUGAACUAAAUCAAAUGAGAGCAAAUGGAAACACCACAUCUAAUAAGAACAGUGCAGCAAUGGAUGCAGAGAUUGUGUUAAGACCUCUCAUGGAUUUUUUGGACAAAACAUUAAGUCUCUCAGCAAAAAUCUGUGAGAAAACAGUCCUAAAGCGAGUUUUGAAAGAGUUAUGGAAGCUAGUUCUCAAUAAAAUAGAAAAACAAAUCGUUCUUCCUCCUCUGACAGAUCAAACAGUAAGUAUAUAAAGUUUAGUUAUGCUUCCAAUAACCCGUCUGUUUUUGGUUUAAGUGAAUGGUUUUCAUGCAGAUGAAAUACUAAUUAAAUCCCUUUUGGGAAAAAGUGUUUGUUAUCCAGUUUCUUAGCA
This is a messenger RNA of Piliocolobus tephrosceles (Ugandan red Colobus), 6695 nucleotides long. RefSeq names its product unc-13 homolog C (gene UNC13C). The record is from RefSeq and is a predicted model, not a curated record. Gene Ontology annotation, molecular function: syntaxin-1 binding; diacylglycerol binding; calcium ion binding. Gene Ontology annotation, biological process: presynaptic dense core vesicle exocytosis; synaptic vesicle priming; dense core granule priming. Bases 745 to 6576 code for a protein of 1943 amino acids. NCBI's taxonomy places the organism in Eukaryota, Metazoa, Chordata, Mammalia, Primates, Cercopithecidae. The transcript is spliced from 26 exons. Gene Ontology annotation, cellular component: terminal bouton; neuromuscular junction; plasma membrane.